This is a messenger RNA of Camellia sinensis, 1431 nucleotides long. Lineage: Eukaryota; Viridiplantae; Streptophyta; Magnoliopsida; Ericales; Theaceae. The record is from RefSeq and is a predicted model, not a curated record.
AUGUCAUUUUUGGAUUUUUGUGAUAUGUAUGGCAUUAAACAUGAAUUUUCUGCACGUAUUACCCCCCCACAGCAAACUGGAGUUAUUGAGAGGAAAAAUAGGGUUGUUCAAGAGAAAGCUAGGGUUAUGCUUCUUAGUAAGAAAGUUCCUCUCAAGUUUUGGGCUGAAGCCUUAAAUAUUGCUGUUUAUGUGGUGAAUCGUGACACAAGUUCUCCAAUAGCAUCUUUACAUGAGGAAGAAGAUAGUGAUCCUCAAAAUCUGGAUGUGGCACCACAAAGUCAAGGAGAAGCUCAAAGCAAAGCUCAAAGGCGAACAAACACCAACUCCCAUGCUAUGGUGGAAACUGCUCGAGAUCGCCCAAUAGCGUCUAGGAGACGUAAUGUUGUACUUUCUCAAAAAGUGGCUAAGAGACAUCGGCACACUCGUAAGGCUAAGGAUCAAGGUAGUGAAGUUAAUGAACAUGACAUGAAUGACAUAGGUGCUGCUCUAGCAAAAAUGGUUAAGGUUGAAAACGAUGGGGGCAAUCAAUUGAAUGUGAGUGACACGGGUGAUGAUUUAGGUGAUGAACCAAUAGAUAUGGGUGAUGAACCAACAGACAUAGGUGAUGAUCCGGGUGAUGAACCAACAGACAUGGGUGACUAUGAAGACCAACCAGCAGAUACAACUAAAAAAGUUAAUGAUGAUCUUACUGGACCUUUUCCUGGAAGGCCAUAUGAUCCUUCAAUUUUGAAGAGUUUUCAUUGUCACGUAGCAACAAAAGUUUGGCAAAAUAAUGAACGUGGAAUACUUAAAUGCUUAAAUCAUGGCUUUAAAGUUAGUGAAUGGUCAUUCAACUUGGAAGAGAAUGAACAGUCCAAAUUUCAUGGUUUAAUUAUGGAUUCGGGGUUGAUUUCUUUAGUGAGUUGCUCAUAUAAAUUUGUAAACAAAGUUGUAGUUUCGGCCUUCGUGGAAAGAUGGCAACCAGAGACAAACACGUUUCAUCUACCCUUUGGUGAGAUCUCACCAACCUUAGAUAAUGUUAGUGUAAUUCUAGGGAUUCCAGUGAUUGGUAAAUUAGUCUCUUGCAAGAAGUUAUCAAAUGUUGACACUGCAAAUCUGCUAAUUGAGGCCUUGGGAGUAACAAUAGAUGAGACAAAUGUAGCGUUGAAGGUAGCACGGGGCCAGCCUAUCAAGGUAGAAUGGUUGAGACAACGGUUUAGGUCAGUGUCUGAUGCAGACAAUGAUAAUGCCAUUGAGUGUGCAGCUAGGGCAUAUUUGUUAUAUUUGUUAGGUUGUACCUUAUUUGCAGACAAGACUGGCACACGUGUUCCGGUAGUGUAUUUGUCUUUUCUUAUGGAUUUGCGACCAUUUGCUUCUUAUGCUUGGGGCGCAGCCGCAUUGGCUUUUUUAUACCGGCAAUUGGGUACUGCCACAAGGUAUGCCGUGAAAUAG